This is a messenger RNA of Symbiodinium natans, 906 nucleotides long. Lineage: Eukaryota; Dinophyceae; Suessiales; Symbiodiniaceae. The record is from the annotation of a GenBank genome assembly.
AUGCCGUCCAACCGCCAGCGCAACACUGUCCUUGCUGCAGCUGCCACGGCCUCUGCCGGCGCUCUGACAUUCGUGGCACCCCCGAGUACGCCCAGUGCCGCUCGCAUCGAGCCAGGUGUCGCAGCUGGCCAUGCUGCACAGGCCCAGCCGCAGACCUCCAUGGGCGCCGCCACUGUGGGAGCCGCAAUGCUUGCAGCAGGCUGUGCUGCCCGGGCGACGGCAAAGAAGGGGCAGCGCAAGGCCGUGAAGGUGGCAGCGGUCAGCACCGACACUGAGGUGGAAACCGACUGCAUCAACUCCAUCCGCUUCCUGGCCGUGGAUGCCGUGAACAAGGCGAACUCUGGGCACCCGGGCGCACCCAUGGGCCAGGCUCCGAUCGGUUACCUCCUCUUCGCGGAAGAGAUGGCCUACAACCCUAAGGACCCAUCCUGGUGCAACCGCGAUCGUUUUGUGCUAUCUUCUGGCCAUGGCUGCAUGCUGCAGUACUCCCUGCUUCACUUGGCCGGCUAUGACAGCGUGGCCAUGGAUGACCUGAAGCAGUUCAGGCAGUGGGGCUCGAAGACUCCUGGCCACCCGGAGAACUUCGAGACCGAUGGCAUCGAGGUCACCACCGGCCCGCUUGGUAUGGGUAUCUCCAACGCUGUUGGCCUCGCCGCAGCGGAGGCACAUCUGGCAGCCGCCUACAACAAGCCGGACUUUACCCUCAUCGACCACUACACCUACACCAUUGCCGGCGAUGGCUGCAUGCAGGAGGGCAUCUCCCACGAGGCCUGCGCCUAUGCCGGCCAUCUGGGACUCGGGAAGCUCAUUGCCUUCUAUGAUGACAAUGGCAUCACCAUCGAUGGCCACACCGACCUCUCCUUCACGGAGGAUCGACGAGCUGCAGCUGCAGCCGCCACAUUCUAA